GAGUCGGCGCGGUCCGCACCGAGCCCGGCGGUGCCGCGUAGCGCAGCGGCAGCGGAGCGGGAGCCCGACGGCGCGGCCGCAAGGUCACCGCGCGCCAUGGAGGCCAAGGUCCGCCAGAGCCGGCGCUCGCGCGCGCAGCGGGACCGCGGCCGGCGCCGGGAGGCGGCCCGCGACGCCCGCGACCAGAGCGCGUCGUCGGGGGACGAACCCGAGCCCGGGCCCGGCAAGGAGAACACGGGCCUGCCCCGCGCGCCCCCGCCCCGCGCCGCCGCCGCGCGCCCCCCGCGCCGCCGCCGCCGCGAGUCCAGCUCGCAGGAGGAAGAGGUCAUCGAUGGCUUCGCCAUCGCCAGCUUCAGCACGCUGGAGGCCUUGGAGAAGGACAUGGCCCUGAAGCCACACGAGCGGAAGGAGAAGUGGGAACGUCGCCUUGUCAAGAAGCCCCGUGAAUCAGAAAACUGCCCGACUGCAGAGCCUGGUGAGAACGGGCGGCCCCUGGAGGCAGGCAGCUCCGAGCAGGACCUGGAGCCCACCUGCGACCGAGGGGAGAAGAAGGCCCCGCUGCAGCCCACCAAGCAGGUGUGCUCCCCAGAAGGGGGGCCGCUCCCAGCCAACCACUGGGACCAGAACGGCCCGGCCCAGCGCCAGCAGCAGCUCCAGCCCAGCCAGCCCCAGGGGUCACUCCCAGCCCCGUGUCAGCGCUGCCAGCCCCGUCGGGCUCUCCCGGACCCUGGGCAGCCCUUCCAGCCCCAGCGGCCACUCCCGGGUCAGCGCAGCUGGCCCCAGCGGUCACUUCUGGGCCCAAGACAGCCCAGCCAGCCCCGGCGGUCACUUCUGGGUCCAGGUCAGCCCUGCCGGCCCCAGCAGCUGCUUCCAGCCCCAGAUCAGCCCUGCCGGCCCCAGCGGUCACUCCCGGCUCAGCCCCGCCAGCCGCGUUGGGCACUCCUAGCCCCCAGGCAGCGCUGCCGGCGCCUGCGCUCCCUCCUGGCCCCGUGGCAGCGCUGCCGGCCCCUGCGGUCCCUCCUGGCCCCGUGUCACCUCUGUCGACCCCUGCGGUCCAUCCUGGCCCCGUGGCACCGCUGCCGGCCCCUGCGGUCUGUCCUGGCCCCGUGCCACCUCUGUCGGUCCCUGCUGGCCCUCUGGCACCGCUGCUGGCCCACGCGGUCGUGGAUGGGCCCGUGUCUCCGUGGCCAGCCCAGCAGGGCAUCCUCAGGACAGCGGUGCCGGCCCCCACAGUCACUCCUCGUGCUGCGCCCACGUCGCCGGCCCGCCAGCUCACUCUCGGGCCAGUGCUGCUGCCCCCGGCGGCUGUCCCUAGCCCCAUGCCAGCCCCGAAGGUCCCUCCUGGGCCAGCCCAGCCGCCCCCGGCGGUCCCUCCUGGGCCUCAGUCAGCCCCAGCAAUUAGUCGAAACCCCAGAGCAGCCUGGCCCCCCCAAGCCUUCACUGCUGGGCCCUGGACAGCCGUGCCAACAAAAGCGGCCACUCAUGGACCCAGAACAGCCUCACCCGCCCAAGCGGCCACUCUUGGGCCCAGAACAGCCGUGCCGACGAAAGCGGCCACUUCUGGGCCCGAAACAGCCCUGCCAGCCCCUGCGGUCACUUCUGGGUCCGAGCCAGCCCUGCCAGCCCCAGCCGUUACUCCCUAUACCUGAGCGCCCGUCACUCCUGGGCCGGCCAACCCCGCCCCGCCGGCCUCUCCUGGGGCCCCCGAGCCAGCCACGGCAGUCCCUGCUGGACCUGGUCCGGGCCCAUCAGCCCCAGCUCUCCCUCCUGGCCCCAGGCCAACCCUGCCGGCCCCUGAGGUCACGACGGACUCGAUCCUGCACCCCUGCAGUGGCCCGCCAGGCCCCAUCUGUGAGCCCUGGAGCCUGACGCCCGUUUUCCCAGACCACCCCAGGUGUGGCUGUGCUGGGCCGGGCCAAGGCCCCCUCAGCCUGUGGCCCGAGAUGUGUUGUCAGACUGGCCGGAGGCCUUCUCCGGACAGGCCGGGCCGUUUGCGGCUGGAGGCUGAGGCUCAGCAGAGACGGGAGCCCCUGCAGGGCCACCGAGCCGAGGCCCCCCACGCCGGGAAGAGAGGAGAGGACCACAGCGCCUUCCCACCUCCCGCCAGGCUGGCCCCCGCCGUGCCCGCUGCUCUGUGACGUGCACGCGCCCGGGAGAGGGCACACAGCCACCCCCAAGGCUCAGGCUUGUGGGCUGGGGGGUCCUUUAGCAUCUCUCUGUGCCUCUAAAGUGCCCACCUGUCCUUGGAUGUUGGACUUCCACGCCCGGGUGUGCUGCCCAGCCAGUGUGUGAGUUUGUGUGCGCAUAUACACGGCGUGUGCUCUGCAAGUGUCUGCCUGUGCGUGGAGCGUGUGCGUGUGUGAUUUUGGGGGGCGUGCCAGCUGUAGGCCUUGCCCUCCUUGGGCCCCACCCCAUCUGGCCAGUGUGCAUUCCCGUCCCCCACCAGGCAGAAUGUGGGCACAACCAGAGCCAGGCCUGAGGUCCUGCUGCUUCCCUCUGCAAAGGGUGAUGUUUGCCCAGCUCUAGAGUCCUGUGACUGUGGAGAGGGGACGCGAGGGAUGCUCAGGGCUGUCUGUGGUUGAGUAGCAAUUACUGGUGAGACAAGAGGCUCCCCCUCAGGACUCUUCUUCCACCCCAGUGACUGAGCACUGAAGCCGGGGGCAGUCUCCUGUCCACCCCCCCAGCUUUGGACCAAGAAAGCCUGCAGGGCCUGAGGCCAUUCCCAGAAUGUCCCCUCCCAGCAUCCCACUCGUCCCCUACAGCUUUCCGGCUCCGGGCCCCCUAGGACGUCCCUGGUCAGGACAGACCUCACACUACAAACCUUUCUCUGCUUCCCCCCCACUCCCACCCGACCCGCACUUGCGCUCAAGGGCCACCACCCCUUGCCCCUGACCUCUGGCUCAGGGCAGCCCCGCACUAGUGCUCCUGGAGUCCUGGGCACAAGGUGGGAGAGCAGCGUCGGCCACCAGGGGUGCCCUGGCCAGGCUCCCACGCAGUGCUCUGUGCGCCCAGUCUCACCCGGCUGUGACAGCCACCUCUAAUACCGACCCGGUUCAUGGAGGCCACGGAGGUGCCCCCCGGUUUCCAGACCCGAGCCUUCCUCCCUGCUUGGUCAUGAGGACCCUGGCCCUCGGGGGGUCCUGACACCCAGAGCAGAGCCUACAGAUACCUGGUCUCCCUCCCAGAAACAUGGGGCUUAUUUUUCUGAUUAAAGAAAAUAAAAAGUGCUGUGCCAUUAUUUUUAUAACAGCAUCAGUGUUUGUAAUUUAACAAAGU
Globicephala melas (long-finned pilot whale) is the source of this 3276-nucleotide messenger RNA. It is a transcript of the gene FBRSL1, whose product is annotated as fibrosin like 1. The record is from RefSeq and is a predicted model, not a curated record. NCBI's taxonomy places the organism in Eukaryota, Metazoa, Chordata, Mammalia, Artiodactyla, Delphinidae.